AUGGUCACCUGGUUGCCCGCCGAUGCCGGCACUUCGAUCGACGCCAUCGCCAUGUACCCGUGUAUAUGUCUGCCGCGGCACAUGUUCCUCCAGGACAAUCACAAUGAUCACAAUGUUGUGGAGCCCGACGACGCCUCGGUGGCCACUCCCCUACACCUCGCAAUUGCCCAUGGGCACGAAGCUACGAACCUGAUACAAUAUUAUCCGCAUGCCCAGCCGCAGACCUCCGCCCAUGCUGCGGUGUAUUUACCACAGGACCUCGUCCCGCUCGCGCAACAGCAGCAGCAGGAUACUCCACCGCCAGCCCAGCAACACCGGCAGCCUCUUCAGUCACCGCAACAAGGGGACGAGCAGCGGCAAGUUGUGCUCGAGGAGAACGACCAAGUCAUUUCCAUCGACCUGGAUGCGGAUGGCGUUGGGAACGAGAGCGAGCAUGGAGAGGUCACCAAUAACGUUGGCGAUGACGAGAGCGACAACCACUCCAGCGAGAGCCAAGUCGACUACCACCGCGGCCUCGUCUCUGCUGCGCCUCCGCUUUCCGCCGACGAGAUGCACACUCUUUUUCCUCCCAAUAGCCCGGAUCGCAGGUCCGAGGCCGACAGCGACGCCCAGCGUGCGGACAACUCCGGUGAUGAGGGGUUCAACGACGAGGAUGAUGCUCGGUUCUUCAUCGCGUCUUCGAAACGAUGCGCCGACGGAAGCUCGCCGAAGCCGACGAUGACGACGCCGCAGGGCCAGGCCGCAACGUCCGGUUCGAGGACCUCGUUCCUCACCAGCAGGCGGGCAGGAGCCAUACCGCUGAAGGUGCAAGACGCGGUUGUGCCUUUGGAGGAGGAGGAUGGCAAAGACUUGCUUGCUGUCUUCAACGAUAUGCUCCCCACCUUGGUUCUCGAGCUCGAAGCAGACCAGGAGCAAGCGCAGCAACAGCAAGCUCAGCAACAGCAGCAUUAUCCGGUGGAUGAGGGCAUGUACUUUGACAAUAAUGCGCAGCCGCAGCAGCUGCCUCAGGGGGAAGAGCAGCACCCGAGUCCUCCCGCUGCCGUCGAUAUUGUUGAACGGCUCCGCCAGCUGGAGCAGGCUUUCCUCGACCAGCUCAAUGCCGAUGCCGCCGAUGCCGCGACGCCUCCCCCUGCUCCGCCACAUCCCCGUUGCCGCCGCCGUCAGCCUGUCAUGGAUGUCGAUGCUCGCAGGGUCGCCCGCGAUGCUGGUGCCCUGGCGUCCAAUGCCGUUUCACGGAGGCUGCAGCGCGCCCGCAAUGUUUUCACGUCUGCGCAGAAGGCCCGGGCCGCUCGAGUUGCCAGAGACGCCACCACCAGCUACUUGAUGGAACUGGCUGCCGCCGCUGAGGAGAACGACGAGGAUGAUGACUACAUGCCUUAA
Colletotrichum karsti is the source of this 1380-nucleotide messenger RNA. RefSeq lists its product as uncharacterized. The transcript is spliced from 3 exons. The record is from RefSeq and is a predicted model, not a curated record. Lineage: Eukaryota; Fungi; Ascomycota; Sordariomycetes; Glomerellales; Glomerellaceae. The coding region runs from base 1 to 1380 and encodes 459 amino acids.